AUGGCCUCACCUCAGCUUGCGACCUUCCAGAUCCCAGAUAUUCAAAAUGAGCCCAUGAAAACUUAUGCACCUGGUUCACCAGAACGACAUGCACUGCAGGCUGCGAUUGACCAGAUGCAGCAGGAAUUGCCAUUUGAAGUACCUUGCAUUAUCAAUGGAAAGCCUGUGAAAACCGGAAAGCUAGCAAAGCAACCUCUACCCCAUGACCAUGCCAACCAUCUCUGCACAUACCACGAGGCGGAUCCUGCGACGGUAGCGAGUGCCAUCGACGGAGCCCUCGCGGCUAAAGCUGGAUGGGAGAGCAUGCCAUGGGCAGACCGUGCUGCCAUCUUCCUCAAGGCUGCCGAUCUCGUCAGCGGCAAGUAUAGGUACAAGCUGAUGGCUGCUACUAUGCUCGGGCAGGGAAAGAACCCAUGGCAGGCUGAGAUCGAUGCUGCUGCAGAGCUGACAGAUUUCCUGAGGUUUGGAGUCAAGUAUGUGAGUGAGCUGUAUGCCCAACAACCUCCAAGGAACUCUCCAGGUGCAUGGAACCGCAUCGAGUAUCGGGCUUUGGAAGGCUUCGUAUUCGCCGUCACGCCAUUCAAUUUUACGGCUAUUGGUGGCAACCUUGUCGGUGCUCCCGCUCUCGUCGGUAACGUUGUCGUCUGGAAACCCUCACCUGCUGCUACUUACUCCAACUACAUCGUGCAUCAAAUCUUGACAGAGGCAGGUAUUCCGCCUGGUGUCAUCCAAUUCGUUCCGGGCCCUCCACCGGAAGUUUGUGCCCAGGUUCUCAGUCACAGGAGCUUCGCUGGUCUCCACUUUACCGGCAGCACGUUCAUUUUCAAGAAGCUUUGGAAAGACAUCGCCGCUAAUCUGGACGUGUACAAGGGGUACCCGCGGAUCGUGGGUGAGACGGGAGGCAAAAACUUCCAUAUUGUCCACGAGUCGGCAGAAACAAAGAACGCUGUUCUGCAAACUAUCAGAGGUGCAUUUGAGUAUUCAGGCCAAAAGUGUUCUGCGCUGUCCCGACUUUAUGUUUCAUCAUCCGUAUGGAAAAAUGGGUUCAAAGACCUACUCCUGGAGGAGGUUGCCAAAAUUCGUGUUGGAAGCCAGCUUGAUUGGAGCAAUUUCUUGGGCCCUGUCAUUGGUCGACCUGCCUACGACAAGAUCACAGGCUACAUUAAAAAGGCCAAGGAGACUGGCGGUGAGAUCCUCAUCGGCGGUAGCGGUGAUGAUUCCAAGGGUUACUUCGUGCAACCUACUGUGAUCCUUAGCAAAGACCCCAAGUCAGUUACUCUCGUCGAGGAGAUUUUUGGUCCGGUGUUGACUGUCUUCGUGUUUGAAGAUGCUGAUUUUGAAAAAACACUCGACCUCAUCGAUGAAAGCACCGAAUAUGGCCUCACAGGGUCUAUAUUCGCCUCUGACCGGAAAGCCCUGAUAAAAGCUGACAACAAGCUCCGCAAUGCUGCCGGUAACGUGUAUUACAACGAAAAGUGCACCGGAGCUGUUGUUGGGCAGCAGCCGUUUGGCGGUGCCCGUGCUAGUGGGACGAACGAUAAGGCGGGGAGCAUCAGUAUUUUCUAUCGCUUCAUAAGCGCGAGGAGUAUCAAGGAGAACUUUGUUGGGUUAGACGAUUUCAAGUAUCCUUCGAACCUGGUGUAA
Guyanagaster necrorhizus is the source of this 1644-nucleotide messenger RNA. RefSeq names its product delta-1-pyrroline-5-carboxylate dehydrogenase. NCBI's taxonomy places the organism in Eukaryota, Fungi, Basidiomycota, Agaricomycetes, Agaricales, Physalacriaceae. The transcript has 11 exons. Gene Ontology annotation, cellular component: mitochondrial matrix. Bases 1 to 1644 code for a protein of 547 amino acids. Gene Ontology annotation, molecular function: L-glutamate gamma-semialdehyde dehydrogenase (NAD+) activity. The record is from RefSeq and is a predicted model, not a curated record.